AUGGUGUCAUUAAAAUCAAUACUAGUUCCUUCUAUUACACUCUUUUUAAUGAGUGGGUCUGUCUUUGCAGGUGAUACCGAUGGUGGACAUAGUCAAGGACUUGUACAACUUGCUCAGAAACUUGAUAGAUUUAUGAUAUUUGUUAAAAUUAAUUUAUCUGAUACGUAUAAUCUUAGCGUUGAUAAGCUGAAACUAGAUAUGGAGCAUAAAUGUCACAAAGAGUACAUUAAAGAGAAGGAUAUAGAGGAGGAUAAAAUGAAAAAUAAGUUGGAAAGCGCUAUAAAUGAGAUAGAAAUUUGUGAAAAGAAGGAAUUUAUUGGAAUUUUGGAUAAUGUAUCCACUGCAUAUGCCAACUAUAAGUCAUUAGUUGAUGAAGUAUACAGCAAGGCCUAUGGGACAUUGGGAGGCGAUGUUGCUAAGGAUUUUGAGUAUGAAUGUAAGAAAAGGAAGGCUAACGCACUUGCCAAUCUAUUGGAUGUUUGGGAUUCAUUUGUGGGUGUAUUAACCAAUGCAAUUGGAGAAGAUAAGGUUAAGGAUAGCAAGAAAGCAUUUGACGAACACGUAUCUAAGGCUACUGAUUUGAGGGAUAAUGUUUAUAACAAGGAUGAAGAUUAUAACACUCAUUUUAAGGAUAUGAUCAAGGAAGUGAAUGGUGCAACUGAAGAACUUAAUAAAGUUAUUGACGUAAUGAUUUCUAACAUUGGGGAUUAUGGUAUUGUUAUUGACAGCGGUAUUAUUUCAAGCAUCAAAUCACUCAUUUCAACAAUGACCAAAAUUUCUAAUGUAAUAAUUCAUGAAGUUACGUCACUAAUUCUCUCCGCCUUUUUAAUAUUUAUAGUAAAUUGA
This is a messenger RNA of Babesia microti strain RI, 846 nucleotides long. Its product is annotated as BmGPI9, BMN1 Family. Lineage: Eukaryota; Apicomplexa; Aconoidasida; Piroplasmida; Babesiidae. Bases 1 to 846 code for a protein of 281 amino acids. The transcript has a single exon. The record is from RefSeq and is a predicted model, not a curated record.